Amoebophrya sp. A120 is the source of this 4000-nucleotide messenger RNA. Lineage: Eukaryota; Dinophyceae; Syndiniales; Amoebophryaceae. The record is from the annotation of a GenBank genome assembly.
AGCGACAUUCAUUCCAUGAGUAGGGUGUGAGGCAUUGUAUGAUUUUGCUCAAUAGAAAAAGCAUGGCUCUAGUCGCGUAAGCCCUCCUGCAAAUUAAUGGCAUAGAAAGGAGAAGUGACCGUACGAGUAUGACCCGGUGACCAAACUUCCGGGUGUUGCGAUCAUUUAAGUACCAGAUAGCCGGCCUGUGGCAAGCUUCUAUCCUCACCAAAAGCUCAUGAGCAUGAAGGAUUGCCAGCGAAAUCGACAGGAUCAGCCUGCGUCGCGUCGCAAUCGGCUUUGAAGAUUUCGGCAGAGACUCUCGUGCACGUUUAUUGGUGCGUGGACCUCAGGUUCCGCCGUCGUGCCGGCAACAGGUGGUGUAAGUCCUAAUCGUAAUCAAGAUCCUGGCGCCACUGACGCUCGACCCUCUCGUCGGGGAGGAAACGAAAGAACGACAGUGGAGGACCCGUUACUUCGCCUGCUCGGAUGGCCUUUCUGUUCAACAAGAUUUAUCGUGCUCCUGCUGCUCAAAGACACUGAAUCCCCCUCCGUUUCCCCAGAGUAUUGCCCGCCCGCGACCUUGCCAAAAAUAAGACCACGACGGACAACGACUGAAGAGCGAACGUCUCUUCACAAGACGCACGAUCUACUUAGCGACAUCUGCCAGCGCCGCCAGCAGUAGACCUAAACAAGUCAUAAGACGCGAACCCGAGGAAUACGACUAGAAAACAACCAGCAGAAGCGUUAUCUACAAGAAACCGCACUCAGGCUCAGCGACCUCACUGCAAGCGCUUCUGUUAGGGCAGAUUGAUUGCGACCACCUCAACAGAGCAGCUGGUGUGACGUCUACCUCCAACCGUUUGCGUUGAAGCUAGUAGUUCGACCUGCUCCCAAGCGCACCAGCUACGUUCCUAUCAACAUCCGGAGCGACGAGCUACAACGACCUACAACGCCCAAACCCAUAGAUACUCGCUUUGAGUCGGUUACGACCAACAUGAUGCGCGGAUCACCUGGCGCAGGCGGAGCGGCACCCGCCGCGUAUUCCGCUUCGUCGAGCAGUGCCGCGGCGACAAAUACCAUGCGGUACCGCGGCCAGGCCGACGUUUCUCCGGCGUUAAAGAAUCUGCAGCAGCGGUACGACCAGGAGGAGAAGAGAAUGGAGAUGAUCUGCAGGUUCGUUUUUUGCUGAAUCUUGCCCUAGAAAUAAAGUGUAAAAAUCGACCAGAACCAACUACAAUGCAACUUUCAUCUUCUAUUGCUUUUGCUACUAGCAACUCUUCUUCAAAAACAGGAGCACGACGUUGAUGCUCCUGCUCGACAAUUAGCUCUGAUGAAAAAAAUGUCCACCACUACACUUUCAUCAGGCUCGUUGUUGUUACCGGAUUGGUGGGCCUCGUUCUGUACCUGUUCAGUCCCCAGACAAACCUCCACCGCGACGACGACCUUUUCGACACAAGCAACCCCACCCCGCAGAUGUACGCCCACUUGCAGGACAGUGUGCGAUUCCAGCCCCAGACCGGCUGGCUCCCCGUGUCGCCAGUGGUGUUCUUUACCUGUCUGGCCGUCCUGAUCGCGGGCUACAACUUUGUGAAGGUAGAAGUAGUACACCGCCUUUUUUUAUUUUUGUCCUACAGUAGGAUAAGGAUAGGCAUCACCUCCACCCUUUAUUUACUUUCUCACUAGCACUGGAAGGAGGAUUUUUCGCCAGGGCGUUCUAGUAUCUACUUAGUAAUUUUCUCCUCGCCGUUCAGUAGCUGGAAAAGUAAUAUGUCAUGAUGAUACAAUCACAAAAUUUUACCAGGCUCCGCCAGCAGAGCAAUCAGGGCGACUGCCCGGUCAGGGUGUUCCUUCGUUUCAAAACGCCGGCGCAUUGGUUCCCGUACAGCAGAACAACGCACCCGUCGUGGACCUGCGGCCAGGCGAGGCAAACGGCCGCUCACUAUGGGGCAGCUCAAAUGUUGGGAAGCCGAACGCUCUGACAGCACAUCACCAGCACAUGCAAGGUAAAUAGUUAGUUUCAGUGCAACAUCUCGAAACUGAAACUUGAUAUCAUGGUAAGUUCGUGAUAGCAAAAAGAACAAAAACUCGAUCUCGAGAAUGUCGCAGCUGCUAGAAUGCACAACUACAAUGCAAUCUCCGCUGUCACACACAUUAGCGCAGCUUCGAGCGAUAAUACUUUUAGUUUUAUGUAAAGACCAAUAGAAUCCAAAUGGCUUUUCUUUACACUCCUGCAGGCACAGCUGGUGGUAGCGGGUCAUCGAGCAGCAGCGCGCCGCCGCCGGUUCCAAAUGGUUUCGCGGGCGGUCUGAGUCUCGGCAGCUUCUUCGGCGCAGCGAAAUUUGACGACCAAGGUGUGCGCACUGAGUUUCCCGCGGUCCCGUGGCUCGUCGGACAGCUUGAGAACAUGGUCCAGCAGAGCAUAAUACCGCCACUACUUCGUAUCAUCUGCAUUUAUUCAUCUUAACUACUUUUUGUAUUGCUAUGUUUAUGCCUGGUAUUUGAUGAUGUGAUGACGAUGAUGUUGUGCGCAUAUUUUUCUCAGGAUGAUGUGAAGAUAUCUGCUGUUGAAUUUGUUGAUCACCAAAAACUACAGAGCAACUCCGCGAGAGUGACGAGCUUUGGCAGCAAGGUUUGCGUCGCGUCGGCAAGACGCUGAGCUUCGAAGAGCCGAGCUCGCGCACCGGGGACCGGCAGAACGGCAACAUUCUCUCCGUGUUCGAUCGCAACCUUCCCGCUGAGUUCGCGUCAGACCAGAACGCGGUGCAGCUUUGGAAAAAGCGCCAAGAGAUGGAGGUGUACCUCUGCCACCCGUCUUUCCCCCUUGUAGCCCGAAACUACGUUCACUCCCGCCUCAUGCAGUGGGCCAGCGACAAUCUGACCUCCGCCUCCGGCCUGCGCUCGUUGCAGAGCAACGGCUUCAAGCGCAACUACCACGCGGAGCAGGCGGACCCGGCAACCGGCAUCACGGACUCACACAUUCUCGAAAAUUUACUCGUGAAAACGCUGGAAUCCCACCUGGGGCACCAAUUUGCAGCGAAGUACAUGGCUUCCACCUCGGCAAACGGCAGCGACGCGCACACCACCGCGGCCAGCCGCAAAAAUUUGUCUUUCCUGCCAUCCGCGACCAGUGCUGCCAGCUCCCUGGCCGCAACGGCGUACAACCACCUCGCGGGCAACGCCGCGGCGUCCAACGGCGUGCUGUUGCGGUCCUUCCGGCUUCCCAACGGAGGCAUCAGCUACGAAGUACUCGGCUCCCGGGUGUUCCGCCUGCAGAACCUGCUGGACGCCUUCGCUUUGUUCUUCUGGCUGAAGCGAACCGACGUCGACUGGCAGCAGUUUCCGCUGGGGAUCUUGACGGUGGUCCGCGACGCGGAGUCUAUGUUCGCUGCCACCGGGACAAAUGGCCCCGGCGCACCCGCGAUGAGCAAUCGCGCCCUUGACCAGGAAGAGCGGGAGAGACAGCGAAGGCAAGAGCUCAUGCAAGGAACGACGGCGAACGUUGGCACCUUACAGCAGCAGCAACAGCUUCCGGGCAACAACAUGCAGCAGCAGUUUCAGCAGCAGCCACUAGCAGGAACAAUAAACACGAUGGGCAUGAUGGGUAGCACAACGAUGAUGGGCAACCCUUCAUCUGGAGGGGCGUUCAUGCAGCCAUCGGCUCAAUUUCAACAAUACUCCGCGUUGAGUAACCAACCAGGAAUGACUGCGAUGGGAGGAGGCCAGCCGAUGUUUGCGGGCAACAAUAGCUCAAAUUUGUUCGCGGCCGGAGGAACCAACGCUGGCCUCAGUGGCAUGAGCGGAUUUGGGAACACGACGUUUGGUGGCGGAGGUUCAAUUUUCGCAGACAACUCGUUCUUUGGACAAGGAGCCUAUUCCAGAGGAAGAUGAGCUCGAGAUGAAACAUAAGCCAAGAGCUCCAAUGAAACACAUGAACAUCCUAGGCGCGCAUCUAUGCACGACAAGAAAAAAAAAAGAAAACAUUCGAGGGUGCUUCGAAGAAGCACGCUGAAGCCGAAGC